UUUUAUUUCACUAUGUUCUAUACAUGCGAAUUAUUAUUGUGUUGUAAACUUGUUCAUUUCCUAUGCGUAGGCUUACAUAUAGCACCAUCGAAGACACUUUAGCAAUGUAACAAAUGGAAGGAAUGCAUCGUUUAGAGGAUACUAACGAAUGCUACUUGUUUUAAGUACUUUCAUUGACAGUUGUAAGGAACAUUAAAGUCAAUUCGGAAUGAGGUCUCGUAAAAAGAUCUUAUUUAUUUCUCACAAUCAACUGGAUAGAGUUUUAAUACUUUUACACCAAGUGAAGACGAAAAUCCUCCGCAUAAACAAUCACAUUGAUAAAUAUAACACACGUACACGCACUCAGUAAACACUUCCUACAACCAGUCACACUUCUGACGUUUCCAGUGAUGGACAUUUCUUUUUUAAAUCAAAGAUAGUUGAUUUUAGUAUUUCAUAUUGUUUAGCAGGUGCUGCCAUCUUGGAUGAUCAACUUGUAUUUGUUGCAAGUUUGUGUGGAUUUGAAAUUAUAAUAAGUGAUUAUUGAUAGUGUCCGUUGUUAUUCUAUUUCUGUUUGCUAAAGGCGUAAUGGCUGCAUCAACGGAAAAAUCGAGUAUCGCAGGGCACGAAGACAGGAUGAGAUGUUUUGUUUGCGAUGGAGCAGCGACUGGAAGAUACUAUAUUCUUGCUACUUGCAGAACACAGACAUCCAGGAUAAGAUUAAUUGAAAAGUUGGGUCAGCUUGUCGGUGAAAGGUACAUGGUAGUAAUAUCUGAGGAUGAUGUCAUCUGCCGUAGUUGCGCAAACCUCAUGAAUACUCUGGAUCGUUUGGAAACUGAGAUGGGAUCUGUUCGUAAUGUUGUACUUCGAUUUUUGGAGAAGAAAUAUGCUUUAGAAGAGGGAGAAUUGCUGAACAAUAAGACAUCAGGGGUACCGUUACCUCAAGUAUCGUCAGCCUCAUCUUCGAGGAAAACAGCCCCAACUACAGAAAAUUUUAUGUCACGUAAAAGAAAAGCGGCUCUAGCUGAACUAGAAAGUGAACGUGAGAAUUCUAUAGAUGCUUUAACAGGCAAAAGAAUGAAGAAUGACCCUAAAAAAGAUAUUUGGAUGCAGUGUGACAAGUGCAAAUAUACCACAAACUUAAAUUCUUUUAUGAUAAAUCACAUUCGACAACAUGUGAAGAAGAAGCAGCCAGAUCUUUGCGAGUUCUGUGGCGGUGAAAUCAAAGCAGGGUCGUGUUCAAAUAAUUGUUCUCUCAAGAAAAGGACGGAAAUGCCACAAAGCAGCACUUCUGGUACAUCAGUUGUUGUACAGAAUUCUAGGCCUGUAUCAGCAAGUAGCAGCAACUUUUCCAGACAGGCAACAAAGCCAUUUUCUGACAAUAUGAAUCGUCCAUCAGAUUCAGAUGCAGAAACAGUUCAAAUGAUAGCUGCUGAAAUAAAUGAAUAUAUAACUGCUAGAAGUGCUGCUGCUGCAGCAGCAGCAGAAGCAGUUGUCACUUCUGCUGCCUCUGGUACACCCCAGCUGUCAGCCCAUAAACUGGAUUCUGUACAGCAAACAUUGCAAGAUAUUCCUCAUGUGCCAGAUGGUUCAUCACAGAUCUCUGUUGGUAAUGUCUCAGAGAUGCAAAGAAUUGAGACAACUCUCAACACUGUGGCAAUGAAUGGUGGUGAUAGUUUACGAAUGGACACUGCAAGUUUAACACAGAAUCAUGGAAUUUCUGUGCCUGGGGAACAUAUGCAAAAUGGAAAUGGUGGAAAUUCAGCUCCAACAGCCAUAUGUGUUAUGAACAUGUCCGAACAAAAUUCUGCCGUUGAACAGACAUUGCUAGUGCAGAAUAUGAAUGACGAUAAUAAUGCUGUAUAUGUGCAGGUAGUGGAAGUGGGGAAGGGUGAUGAAGUGCAUGACACAUCAAAUAUGCCAAAGCAGGUUCUGACUGUUGCAGAUGAUGGGACAGUGGAGAUGGUGGAAGUCAUGUGGAAUGAAAUGGUUUCUUCACACGUUUCUUCAGGCCAAGAUGUUCAGUUCUAGGUGGAAUGAGUUGAAUUGAUGUCAGACACAUUUUAUCAAUUGUUGAUAGCUUAUUGGCCAUUGUGUUCAUUAGUGUCCCAAUAUAAAAAAAAGUUACUUGAUCAGUUCUUGUUUUAAUUUAGUAAUGUUAUUGAUUGAAAUGUUUUGUUUAUUUAUUAUAAACAGAAGAAAUGAAAUGAAGUUAUGUUCAAGGCGAGUGGAGCUGUGUGUGUGUGUGUGUGUGUGUGUGUGUGUGUGUGUGUGUGUGUGUGUGUACGUACAAACGUAUAUGUAUAUAUACAAUUAUAUAUUGGCAGCAACAGCGGGUAUACAAUUGUUUACCAAGUAAACUUCACAUUCCUUUUGUGGAUGUUCACCACUGUGGUUCCCUGUGUUUGUAUUAUUGAUUGUUGUGGGCACUUAGACAAGUACAAGUGUUUGAUUCUUGAUGACAACUGC
Schistocerca cancellata (South American locust) is the source of this 2448-nucleotide messenger RNA. RefSeq lists its product as uncharacterized. Bases 568 to 2010 code for a protein of 480 amino acids. The transcript has 5 exons. The record is from RefSeq and is a predicted model, not a curated record. Lineage: Eukaryota; Metazoa; Arthropoda; Insecta; Orthoptera; Acrididae.